Molecule: messenger RNA, 1134 nt
Organism: Seminavis robusta
Lineage: Eukaryota; Bacillariophyta; Bacillariophyceae; Naviculales; Naviculaceae
Source: the annotation of a GenBank genome assembly
AUGUCUCCGAAAUCUACUUCGCACCGCUCUUUUUGUCUCAUGGCCUUGCUGACCCUCUUGGCCCAUGCAUACCUAUUGAAUGCUCCCUUAUUAGCAGCUGAGAAUACCAUGGUGGAACCCUUGGUGUCUCCUGUCGGCUGCACUCCACAACAAGAACAGCAACAGUUGAAUAUGACACCUCGUGACAUGACGGGUAGCUGGGUGGGCAGUUGGUGGAUUCCACCAAAAGGUUGGAAACUGUUUUCCACCGAGGAAUUACAAGACAUGUGGAUUGAUCAAUCCAUGAUAUGGGUCGGAGACUCGACGGCCCGAAGAUCCGCCAUGAGUCUGUACGGACUGCUGCGGCACGACAACAACCGAGGCCGUCAGGAACACAAGGAACACUUGCAUGUCUCGUUGGAAGAAAUUGACCGAGAGGCAUUGAUUGAUCUGAAUCGAAAAGAAAUCACAGAGCCCUGUCGACGCCACGGGUGGGAUAAUAAUAAUAACAACAACACCAAACAUCUGCCUCUGAUUUGCCGACCCAUGCCCGAGAACCGCAACAAGGACUUUGUGGUCUUGCAAUUGCCGUGUCUUCAAACUGUGGAGAAUUUCCUCUUGGAUGAAGUAUCCGGAGCCUCCAAUCUGACUAUUGAUAUGGAUGUUAUGAUUUUGUCUCUGGGUAUUUGGGAUGUCGUUCGACAAGGAGACUGUCAGAAGAAACAAGGUGGACGUCCACUGAGGGCUCGCAUCCUGUAUACACUGGACGCGCUCACCAAGUUGAACCAGAAACGCCCCAAGCUAAAGAUCAUUUGGAGAACCAGCGGAUACAGCUUCCCCUUGCAAGAUGAUGAAAGUGAGCACGACGAGGUCAAUCAAACCAAUGUCAUGAAUGACAUUGUUAUGGACCACUUGGACAAACAGCAGCAAUUAUCGGCGGAAAAGGCAACAACAACAAUCACCAAUCAUAAUCACUGGAUGACCUAUGUCAAUUGGGGAGGAGCUGUCGAGCCGCGUAGCUUUGGAGCCAACAAUCGCUUAGCGGGUGACAUUCCGGCGCAUUAUGGAAUACAGCCACGCCUCGUGCUGCAUCAAAUGAUUGCCAACACAAUGUACCAACGCGCGUUGUCGUCUCGUCUGCCACCACCAUGUUGA